AAGGUUGUCAGAAGUGGAGAAAUGGCUAAAUUGACCCAGUUAAUUGACAAUGAAGUCUUUCAGGCUUAUGCAACUUAUGCAACUAUUGUUCUUCUGAAAAUGAUGCUAAUGAGUCUUAUAACAGCAUACUUCAGAAUUACAAGAAAGGCAUUUGCUAAUCCAGAAGAUACAGCAUCAUUUGGUAAAGGCGAGAGUGCUAAAAAAUAUCUGCGGUCUGAUCCAGAUGUCGAACGUGUACGCAGGGGCCACCUAAAUGACCUUGAAAAUAUUAUCCCGUUUUUUGGCAUUGGACUGCUGUAUGCUCUUAGUGGCCCUGAGCUGUCCACGGCCUUGCUGCAUUUCAGGAUCUUCGCUGGGGCUAGGAUCAUUCACACUUUUGCAUACUUGAUCCCUUUUCCCCAGCCCGGCAGAGGUUUAUCUUGGGCAAUUGGGUAUGCAGUAACCAUCUCCAUGGCGUACAAAGUGCUGAAGACGGUAUUGUCCCUGUAGCAGAGUGGUAGCUUCUGUGUAGCAUUCCACACAAAGUUUCCAGCAGUGUAUGUUGGUAUCUUGAAUAAAUGAGCAUGAGUUUUCUAUGGUGACUGGAAUUUGUUUUUUAACAGAGGUUUUUCAUUCCUGUUCAGAAAUACUUCUUUUGGGAGGAAAAAAAAUAAAAUCUUUCUACCUGUAUUCUCUAUUCAUGGUCUGCAUUGCCAAAAUGUUAGAUUGAAUGUUCCCUUUGUGACUUGUCAAGUGCUUAUGAUUCUAAACAUGCAAUGAUGCUGUAUUGAUAGCAUGUGUGGUAAUUUUCUACAGACUCACUAUUUUUGGCUGUAGCUGUGAAGUCUAAAUCAAUAAAGACAAGA
This is a messenger RNA of Mesitornis unicolor (brown roatelo), 845 nucleotides long. RefSeq names its product microsomal glutathione S-transferase 1 (gene MGST1). Bases 22 to 489 code for a protein of 155 amino acids. Gene Ontology annotation, cellular component: mitochondrion; membrane. The record is from RefSeq and is a predicted model, not a curated record. Gene Ontology annotation, molecular function: glutathione transferase activity. The transcript has 3 exons. Lineage: Eukaryota; Metazoa; Chordata; Aves; Mesitornithiformes; Mesitornithidae.